This is a messenger RNA of Chara braunii, 1047 nucleotides long. Lineage: Eukaryota; Viridiplantae; Streptophyta; Charophyceae; Charales; Characeae. The record is from the annotation of a GenBank genome assembly.
ACCAGAUCGGAAAGAAGAUUCGCGGCAAUGGAAGAGGAGAUUGCACGACUAAAGAAAGCUAAUGCUGAUGCACUGGGAGCGGUUGAAACUUGGAAGACUAAGGCACUGAGACCAGGCAACAAACGGGGUUCUGUUGCCGUUACUCCAUCUCUGGUACCUCGCUCCAGAAUGCGCACGAGGCUGACCCCGACUGUGUCGCCUCCCUUUCAUAAAGAACAAGCUAAGCAAGCGAUGGCAGAGCAGGAGCACGAGAUCGAACUACUCAAGAAAUGGAGAUUAAGAAACUUGAAUGGUAGAAGAGAAGCGGAGCAGGAGCUGGAUCGAUUGAAAGAGCACAUGGCGAAUUUGGAAGUGAAGAAGACACCUAUGGCUACCAAUCUGCGAGCACGACUCGAAAAAGUUGUCACGGCGGACAAAGGCAAGAAGCCAGCUACACUUGGAAUGGCCAGACGAGAGAGUACGUUGCAGUGUCAGCGGAAGAUUUUGAAGUAUCUAAAGAAGGAUGAGAUAUUGACCAUAUGCAAUAGGGAGGAUGUUAAUUAUGUUACGCUGGAGAAGACGAAGGAGGAGAUUGCGCAAAAGCGAGCGGAUGCAGAAUGUCGAUUGCAGUCGGCAAACCUGGGGGCGUCGUCAUUCACAAGGUAUCGGAAGGUGCUGAGCCGGGCAAGGAUGGCUGUACCGAUGCUUCUGGUGACUCGGCCACGUCGUAGUAAGGAUACCCGAGCGCGAAUCUUUGGAGUUAACUGAGACGCUGUCUUCGCAUAGGAUAGCCUCCCCGGAGUUGAUUCGAUGUCAAUUGGUUAGUUCGGUGGUUUUUGCACUUGUUGCUCUGCUGAUUUCCAUUAGUGCUAUUCCAUGGGGUAAGAAACUAUGUGGGUUCGUAAGGCAAACUGUUGAUGAUGGGGCGAACGAAGAUUGUUUUCAUGGGCCGCUCGUGUACGUUUUGGUUUCACCAUGGUGUCAUCAAAUGUAUGUUGGGAGUACAUCACGCGAUUUACACACAAGAUGGGGCGAGCACGUUUAUCGGAGUAAAGUGGUGGAAGGUGU